Molecule: messenger RNA, 1792 nt
Organism: Rhagoletis zephyria (snowberry fruit fly)
Lineage: Eukaryota; Metazoa; Arthropoda; Insecta; Diptera; Tephritidae
Product: protein RFT1 homolog
Biological process (GO): glycolipid translocation; dolichol-linked oligosaccharide biosynthetic process
Cellular component (GO): endoplasmic reticulum membrane
Source: RefSeq, a predicted model, not a curated record
AUGCAGCGCAAUGUGCUUCACAGCAGCCUCCUUAGUGCCGCUUUCAGUAUUGUAUUCCAGAUGAUUUGUCGUGUUCUAACCUUUGCCAUCAAUGCUUUCAUUGUGCGAAAUGUGGGUCGAGAGGUUUUAGGUAUUAUGAACGUUCGUUUGCUAUUAUUGGAAAGUACUCUGCUGUUUUUAUCGAGGGAAGCCUUUAACCGAGCUGGAUUAAGUGCUACCACUCAGCAACGUGAUAAGUGCUCGUGGGCGCAGCUAAUCAACCAAAUGUGGCUUACAGUUCCUACCUGUGCAGUCAUAUGUAUUCCUUGCAUUUACAUUUGGUUACAUCUGCUAUCACCUGUGGAUGAGCGAUUUAAUACCCAAUAUCAGUUCGGUUGCUAUGCAAUGGCUUUGUCAUGUGUUAUUGAGCUAUGCGCGGAAGCUCCUAGUUUUGUGACACAAGUAUUUUGUUUCGUACGGUUAAGAAUAAUAUUGAACACUUUAUAUAUUUUGGUACGGUCAGCAGUAUUUCUCUGGAUUGUAAUAAACGACAAAAGUGCUGCAAUUAAUGCGUUUGCGCUGGCGCAACUUGUGAGCACUGCAACAAUUAUACUGGGAAAUUACGGCUUCUUUUACUUUUACAUUCGAAGAUUCAAUGAAGGCCAAGAAAGAAGGGAUAUAUAUUCGAAACAAGAGUUCAUAAAAAAUGGUGAUGGAAAUGACUUUCCUUUUAAGAAAAUUACAGACUUUCUUCCAGGAUUUAUGGAAAAUGAUGGAAAGUUCUUAAACACCGAGCUGCAGAGUCUUACACUGAGUUUCGUUAAACAGGGCGUUCUAAAGCAAAUUUUAACUGAAGGUGAAAAAUACGUAAUGUCUGUAAGCCCAGUGCUAACCUUCAGUGAACAAGCGACAUAUGAUGUAGUGAAUAACCUGGGAAGCUUGGCGGCGCGUUUCAUUUUUAGACCCAUCGAAGAUAGUAGCUACUUUUUCUUUACACAAACUAUUGCUCGUGAUAUUGAACUCCACAAACAAAAUCGUGACAACAUUUUACAAGCAGCAAAAGUUCUACGAAACUUGUCCUUAGCAGUUACAUCCAUUGGCUUAUUGGCGCUAACUUUUGGUCAAAGUUACUCACAUACUAUACUUCUAUUAUAUGGCGGGCCUGAUUUUGUUGCUGGUGGGCUACCACAGCGGUUGCUGCAAUGGCAUUGUUUAGCUAUAUACUUCUUAGCUAUUAACGGCAUCACGGAAGGCUAUAUGUUUGCUACGAACACUAGCAAAGAUAUUGACAAAUAUAAUUAUUUAAUGGCAGUAUUCUCAGUUAGUUUUCUUAUACUCUCUUACAUUUUAACGAGCUGGUUAGGCCCAGUAGGAUUUAUAUUCGCUAACUGUAUCAACAUGUUUUGUAGAAUCUGCUACAGUACACGUUUCAUAUUUCGACAAUACAAGCCAACAGGUUUGAACCCACUGCUGGGCUUGCUCCCCGGAAAAUGGUUUGCUAUGACCCUUUUGGCAACAGGCACAUUUUGUAAAUAUUUGUCGUACUGCUCAACACCAAUUUUGGUAUUCUUUAUAUAUGGCUUUUUAAGUGUUGUUUGCUGUCUCAUUGUUUGGACUAUCGAAAACAGUGAUCUGGUGAAAUUGGCUUGGCGGUAUGGACGACGUCUUAAAACUGAUUGAACAAAAUCGCUAAUAUAUAAUUAAUUAAUAUGUAGUGCCUACCUAAGAUUUACUACGAUCCUAGCCCCAAUUUAUUUAUUGAGAGAAAAAUUGUUAUUAGUUUGUGUAAAUAAUAUUUUAUUAUUAUUAUUCA